Molecule: messenger RNA, 1626 nt
Organism: Lactuca saligna
Lineage: Eukaryota; Viridiplantae; Streptophyta; Magnoliopsida; Asterales; Asteraceae
Source: the annotation of a GenBank genome assembly
GUCAUACAGUCAUACACCACCAAAUGUAGUUGUCAUGAUGAUAUAUUAUAAUUUACAUGUCGACUUCCCUUUGACCAAUUGACCUAUAAAUAACAUAUAUGUGAAAAAACAUGCGAUAUUAGAUGCAACAACCAGUGUCCAGUGGAGGGGAAGUUGGGUUCAGAGCUUCCUCGUAUUUACAGAUAUUGUGUUACUUUCUAAUGGAAAAAGAACAAUACCUAAAGAUGCCGCUCAAGAGGAUAAUAUUAGCUGUAAUGUUGUAUGUUCCGUUUUGUAUGGCUUCUCUCGGAGUUUCUAAGGUUGGAUUAUGGGGAACUAAAUCUAAUGAAGAUCCCCAAAAUCGUUGGGCUUUCUUACUUGAAAAAGAUCAUAAACUGAGUACUGCGCACAUGGUUGGUGGUUGGAAUGGCGGCGUCACAUUUUCUAAGGUUGUUUUUGAAGAUGAUGAGGAAAUAAUUGGUAUUGAUGGAACACUUGGGGUAUCAAAUGGGGAAUAUGAUGGCUACUAUAUUGAUGCAAUCGGUGUCUACAUCACGACUUCAUCUCACAAAAUUGCACGAGUUGGAAUUUGGGGAACAAAAUCCCCUGGAGGUCCCCAAAACAAGUGGUCUUUUCAACUUGAGAGAAAUCAUCAUCUGAAGAAGAUAACCAUUGAUCAUGGUGAUCUUAUAUACUCCCUUAUGUUCACUACCAAAAUUAAGGGCAUAGAGAAAACUUCUAACAAGGCUGGUGGCUGGAAUGGUGGAGACAUAGUCUCUGAGGUUACAUUUUCUCCCGACGAGGAAAUUAUUGCUAUCAAUGGAACGAUUGGCCUCUCAAGGGGAACGUAUGUUGGCCAUACGAUAAUAUCAUCACUCACAUUCAUCACAACCAAACAAAUCCAUGGACCGUAUGGUAAUGUUAGAGGGACACCUUUCAACGUACCAUGGGAGAAUAAAUCAUUUGCUGGAUUUUAUGGUCUUGCAGGCUAUUAUAUUGAUGGCAUUGGUGUAUAUCUGAAGCCUACGAUCUAUAACUAACCCUCUUAAGCUAAGGGUAUGGUGGAAUAAAAAGCUUUGUGUGUUAUAACAUGUGGGGAUCCUUACACUUACACAUUAUCCUUGACAUACACGAGCCAAUUUAGUUGCCAGUGUAACUUGUGAUAUCUACAAUGUACUUCACCACUUGCACCAUAUUAUUAAUUUUCGUGGUUACAUCAAUCGAUUUUGAACCAUUUUUUUUAUUAGAUUUGUUGUAACAUCUUGAUAUUCAUGUAUUUCCAUUUUUUCCUUGGGUAAGUGAAUUUGAUUCCAAAUUGGUCCCUUGUAGUAUUUUAGAGGAAACAUGUUUCAUCACGUACGCUGGGUGUACUUCUCAUAUGAUGGGCAUAUGUGGCCUGAACCAAACCAUAAUAUUUAGGGUUUGUGCACUAUUUAAGCAACUUUGUAGCAUUGAUACCCUUUCAUUCAUCAACCUCCAUCCCUUAUAUUGACCCUUGCAAACCCUAAUCCAUUUUGAGAGCCUUCUUGAGUCAUUAGUGUGUGUUUUGGUGUUCUUAAAGGAAGAAGAAGGAAAGGAAAGCAUCUUGGAAGCUUGAAGCAUUUUGGAUUAAGAAACAUUGUCAUCAUUUUGCACCAGUUAGAGGUA